Rotaria sp. Silwood1 is the source of this 372-nucleotide messenger RNA. The record is from the annotation of a GenBank genome assembly. Lineage: Eukaryota; Metazoa; Rotifera; Eurotatoria; Philodinida; Philodinidae.
AUGAAUCAAAAUGGUGUUCAUCUUGUUGAUCUUCCUAGUGAAAUAUUAUUUGUUAUUUUAAAAAAACUUGACAAUAUUGAUGUUCUUUACUCUUUACUUGGUAUCAACAAUCAGCGACUUGACAUUAUGGCACAAGGACAAAUCUUCAGUAACACCCUUAAUUUUGUUUCCAUAUCACAAUCAAUUGAUGAGAUUUCUUCAAUUUCUGAUCUAAUACUCGAUCGAUUUUGUAAUAAUAUACUACCAAGAAUUCAUAUAAAUGUCGAAUGUCUCAUUCUUGAUUCCAUUUCGAUGGAAUGUAUCCUUCGUGAUGGUAACUAUCCUAAUCUUACUGAACUUAAACUUUAUAAUUUUAAUAAAGCAAUGGUUUAG